Messenger RNA from Pantherophis guttatus, 8614 nucleotides. It is a transcript of the gene PCDH15, whose product is annotated as protocadherin related 15. The record is from RefSeq and is a predicted model, not a curated record. Gene Ontology annotation, cellular component: stereocilium; plasma membrane; cell-cell junction. Gene Ontology annotation, biological process: homophilic cell-cell adhesion; inner ear development; sensory perception of sound. Gene Ontology annotation, molecular function: calcium ion binding. NCBI's taxonomy places the organism in Eukaryota, Metazoa, Chordata, Lepidosauria, Squamata, Colubridae.
ACUUACUCUGUGAACUUGGCAUGAGGCCAGCUAUAUUCUCUCCGCGGCCUUAGGAAGGCAGGCAAUGCAUCCUUCGGAUAAAAAAAGCGCCGCCAUCCCUUCCGUUGGCCUGAGACGAGAUUUUUGAAAAAAAACAACAACUACUACCUAUAAAGGAGCGAAGCGAACGCCUAAGUCUCGCCCCGACAAGGUUUGGAUGAUCUGGAAAAGGACCUACAGCGAGGGUGAGACCGAGGCUCCCGCGGACUUCCUCUCGGAUCUGGGCGCAUCCUUCCCCGCUCUCUGUCUCUCCCUCCCAGGCUGGGAAGCGGGUAUUACUUUCUACGCCGGUCCGGUCCACAGGCAGAGAGGAUUAGGAGGAGGAGGAGGAGGAGCGGCGGCUCUUUUUGUCUUUUCGCGCAGCGUCCGGCGGUCCAGAUGCUGAAAGGUUGACUCCGGGAGGCUCAGGGAAGCCUUUUUUCUUUUUUUUUCUUUUCCCCUCGGCAAAGCGCGAAGGCGCCGGUGGAGAGGAAAACGGCGCGUCCGAGGAGCUUUCCGCAGCCGCCCAGGCAUCUCGACGCGCUUCAAUCUCCCAGCCCGGUUGUCCUCCCUCAUGCGCUGCGCAGCCUGAAUCAUGAGGCGUCUCUUUUCUUCUUCUGCCGGGCUUCUCCUCCGACUGCUGCGCCAGAGAGAGAAACCCAGGCGGGCGAGAAGGGGAAACCUCCCGCUCCCUUGACCGAAAGGCGGCUGCUGUUGCUGCUACCUGCCGCCUCUCCUCGCGCUCUACUAACCCGCCUCGGCGUUAUUCUGGCGGGCUGCGUCGGCUUCUUCUCUCCCCCUCCCCUCCCCUUCCCGCCCCUAUUUCCCAUGCUGAAGGGCUCCCCUCUCGCGCUCUCCCCGCUCGCUUUGUAAGCAGGCGCCUCUCCUUCGCUGUGGUGGCUCUCCUCGUUUUCGGCUGAAGCUCCCCUUCGUCGGAGUUGAUCCGGCUGGCCGGGGCGAAGCGCCCCCUUCGCCUUCCACGCGCCCAGACGCUCCUGAGGCAGCCUCGCCACGGGUGUAUGUGCGGCGCGUGCCUCCCUCUUUUUUUUUUUUUUUAAGCCUUAAAGUUUUUUUUUUUAGGUUCUCCUCACCUCACCUUCUUCCUUCGGCAGCGACUCUCCUCCUCCUCCUCUUCCUCCUCCUCCUCCUCCUCCCCUUCCCAGACAGACCCACAUUUCUAGGCAGCCAAUACCGGGCUUGGCAGCGGAGAGGGCUGACUCGGCGGCGGCCACUUUUUUUCUUUUUCUUUUUUUUUUAAUCCCUUUCCCUCUCUCCUCGGACUCUUCUUCUUCUUCUUCUUCUCGGGGAGGCUCCGGAGCUCUUUGCCCGAAGCCGGGAAGCUACGAACCGAAGCGGGGUGUGUGUGUGAAGAUGAAGGGCGCCGGAGACGGCGUUUAGGCUCUCCUGGGAGGCGAAGCCGCCUGUGGAACGGCCGCUUUGGCGAGGGAACCAGCACGACUUUGGGGCUUUGGGGCGACGGUUCUGUGGAGGCGGCUACAUUUGGAGAGGUUUUAUCUGCAGUUUUGUGAUAAUGGAACACAAAUUACAGAAAGUCAUCUCAUUGUGAACUUCAACCAGCAUCAUGUCUCCUAAAACCUGGAAUGAUGCCUUCAGUGGAAUAAUAAGUAUUUGGGAUUUUUCAACUAAAAUAGGCCAAAGUAUUCUUCACAUCCUUACUAAAUCAUCUCUUUAUCUUGACAACGAAGAAAAAUAAGAAUGAACUAAAGAAUGUCUCUAAAGGCAAUGGAACAACAGCAUUUUCUGGGAAGUGGAGUAAUCCUAAACAGUUCAGCUUUCUCUUGAUUGAAGCGUGACAUAAAAUGCUACAGCAGCCUGGCUUUUCAAAAUGGUUAGCGAUAAGCAUUGCCGUUUCAGUUGCCUUCAUAGAUUGCUUGGCCCAAAAUGAUGAUGACUGGCAGUAUGAGGACUGCAAGUUGGCCAGGGCAGGACCUCCAGCAACAAUAGUUCCAAUUGAUGAAGAAAGUCGGAAUGGCACAAUCUUGGUAGACAGCAUGUUGAUCAAAGGAACAGCAGGAGGACCUGAUCCCACUAUUGAACUCACAUUAAAGGAUAACACAGACUACUGGGUCAUUUUAGAUCCUAUCAACCAGAGACUUUAUCUCAACAGCACUGGACGAGUUCUGGACAGAGAUCCACCAGUGUCCAUUCAGUCUAUUGUAGUCCAAGUCCAAUGCAUUAAUCGAAAAGUAGGAACUAUUAUCAACCAUGAAGUUCGGAUCGUGGUGAGGGAUAGAAAUGAUAACUCUCCCCAGUUCCAGCAAGAACAGUACUAUAUUACAGUGAAUGAGUUAACACCAGUUGGAACCACGAUCUUCACCGGAUUCUCUGGAAACAGAGGUGCCACAGAUAUCGAUGAUGGACCCAAUGGCCAGAUAGAGUAUGUCAUCCAAUACAAUCCCAGCGAUCCAACAUCAAAUAGGACUUUUGACAUCCCUCUGACAUUGUCGGGAGCAAUAGUUUUGCGUGAGAGAUUAAAUUAUGAAGAAAAGUCACGUUAUUUUGUCAUUGUCCAAGCAAAUGAUCGAGCUCAAAAUCUUGUGGAACGAAGAACAAGCACGACGACUCUCACUGUUGAUGUCCUUGACGGGGAUGACCUUGGACCAAUGUUCCUUCCAUGUAUAUUAGUUUUUAACACUCGGGACUGCCGGCCACUCACUUAUCAAGCUAGUUUGCCAGAACUCACUGACCCUGCACGGGUAAACCCAAUCAAUGUUACACCACCAAUACAAGCUAUAGAUCAGGAUCGCAACAUCCAGCCUGCUUCUGAUCGCCCAGGAAUACUCUAUUCCGUCUUAGUUGGGACUCCUGAGGAUUAUUCCCAAUAUUUCAGUAUGAAUGCUACCACUGCUAAACUCAGCCUUCUAAAGCCGAUAAACAGGGACUUUCAUCAGAAAUUUGAUUUGGUUAUUAAGGCUGAACAAGACAAUGGCCAUCCUCUCCCAGCCUUUGCUAAUCUGCAUAUUGAAGUUUUAGAUGAAAACAAUCAGAAACCUUUCUUCACCAAAUCAACAUAUGAAGGCUUUAUUUCAGAAUCUUCCCCUGUCGGUACAACUAUUUCUGAUAACCAGAACUUGACAUCUCCACUGCAGAUCAUAGCUUUAGAUAAUGAUGUUGAAGAGACAAAGGACCCACUGCUCCACCUGUUCCUAAAUGACUACAAUACAUUUUUCACUGUGACUCAGACUGGAAUAGCCCGCUAUCUCACCUUACUUCAGCCAGUUGACAGAGAAUUUCAGCAGCUAUACACAUUUUCGAUUACAGCUUCUGAUGGGGUACAAGAAAGUUUUCCAGUCACAAUCAAUAUUUUUGUGCUUGAUGCAAAUGAUAAUUCUCCAACCUUCUCAAACAUAUCAUAUAAUGUGAAGAUCUAUACAGACAUGAGGCCUGGAGAAAGCGUUAUCAAGCUUACAGCCAUGGAUGCAGAUGAAGGUCCAAAUGGACAGAUUAGAUAUGAAAUCUUGGCUGGUGACCAGGGAGACUUCAUAAUCAAUGAUAAGACAGGCCUUAUCACCAUUGCACCAGCAAUUACACUGGUAGUAGGUCGAUCCUACGCCCUCACAGUCAAAGCAUCUGACAGGGCUCCACUGGCACAGAAAAGGAGUUCCAUCACUACAGUUUACAUUGAGGUACUUCCUCCUAACAAUCAAAGUCCACCUCGCUUCCCUCAACAGAUGUACAGUCUUGAACUCAGUGAAGCCAUGCGAAUUGGUGCCAUUUUGCUAAAUUUGCAGGCAACUGAUCGAGAAGGUGACCCUAUAAAAUACCUCAUACAAAAUGGAGACCCCCAACAUGUAUUUAAUCUUUCUGAAACAUCCGGGCUGCUAGCCUUAGGAAAGCCUUUAGACCGAGAAAGCACCGAUCGCUACAUUUUGAUUGUUACAGCCUCAGAUGGCCGACCAGAUGGGACCUCAACUGCUACGGUGAAUGUGGUUGUAACAGAUGUAAACGAUAAUGGGCCAGUCUUUGAUCCCUUUCUUCCAAAAAAUUUUACAGUACAAGAAGAAGAAACCAAUGCAUUUGUGGGUCAAGUGAGGGCUACUGACCCAGAUGCUGGAGUAAAUGGCCAAGUCCAUUAUAGUUUAGCAAACUUUAAUAACGUUUUUCGCAUAACAUCCAACGGUAGUAUUUACACUUCAGUGAAACUAAACAGAGAAAAAAAAGAUUAUUAUGAACUCAUUGCUGAAGCCACAGAUGGAGCCGUGGAUGCACGUCGUACAACAUUAACUCUGGGAAUCAGAGUCCUGGAUAUUGAUGACAACAGUCCUGUGUUCACAAAUGCCUCCUAUACUGUUACAAUUCCUGAAAGCUUGGCCCCAGGCACAGUAUUCCUUCAUUUAGAGGCUAAGGACGUUGACCUUGGUUCCAAUAUUACCUAUGGAAUACGAAGUCAGGGACCACUCCAGUUUUUUGCAUUGAACAAAUUUACAGGCGAACUGUCACUUCGAAAGUCCUUGGAUUUCGAAUCUUUUUCUGGCACAGAAGCAACAUUCACUUUUUUAGUGGAAGCCUUGGAUGUCGGAGGAACGAUGCCUCCAGGCCUUGCUACUGUGACUGUGAGAAUAAAGGAUAUGAACGAUUAUUCCCCAGUAUUUAGCAAAACUCUGUACAGGGGCAUGGUUGCUCCUGAUGCGAUCAAGGGCACCGUUAUCACAAUGGUAGAAGCAGAAGAUCAGGACCCACCGGGUACACCAGCAAGUCAUGUACGAUAUAAAGUAGAUGUUGUCCGGUUCCCAUAUAGUGCAAGUAUCUUUGAUGUUGAAGAAGAAUCUGGACGCGUAGUAACCAGAGUGAAUCUUAAUGAAGAACCUAGUACAUUGUUUAAGCUGGUGGUCAUUGCCUAUGAUGAUGGGGAUCCGGUGAAGUUUAAUACAACCACAGUAGAAAUUUCCGUAUUGCAACCCUCCGUAAUUCCACGUUUUACCCAGGAUGAGUACAGGCCCCCACCUGUGCGUGAAGGUGCUCCCAAAGGAACCCAAGUGAUUGUGGUAACCGCUGCUGCCUUGAAUCAAACAAUUGUCUAUUCCAUUGUUUCAGGAAAUGAAGACGGAGUGUUUGCCAUUAACAAUAGGACAGGAGUUAUCUCCAUUCAAAAAUCUCUGGAUUAUGAAACUGCAAAAAAAUAUUUGCUUCGAGUACAAGCAGAUUCCUUGAUAGUAGUCCGUUCUAAUUUGCCAGUGCCAUCCAAAAGCAAUACUGCAAAGAUAUUCAUUGAGGUUCAGGAUGAAAACGAUCAUGCUCCUAUCUUCACAAAAAAAAUUUAUAUAGGAGGUGUCUCUGAAGACGCUAGAAUGUUUUCUUCCGUGAUCAAAGUGAAGGCUCAUGAUAAAGACACCGGCAACUAUAGUGCCAUGCAGUAUAGACUCAUCAUCCCUCCAAUCAAAGAUGGCAAGGAAGGCUUUGUGAUUGAACCGUAUACAGGACUGAUCAAAACAGCAAUGCUGUUCAAAAACAUGCGACGAUCUUAUUUCAAGUUUCAGGCCAUCGCAACAGACAAUUAUGGAAAAGGGUUGAGCAACAAAUCAGAUGUACUUGUCUCAGUAGUCAACCAGCUGGAUAUGCAAGUCAUUGUGUCAAAUGUUCCUCCUACUCUUGUAGAACAAAGCAAAGAUCAGCUUAUAGGGAUUUUGGAACGCUAUGUUCAAGACCAGAUUCCUGGUGCAAAAGUGGUGGUGGAAUCCAUUGGUGCUCGCAGAUAUGGUGAUGGAUAUUCAGAAGAAGAUUAUUCCAAAUCUGACCUCAUGAUCUAUGCAAUCGAUCCUCAGACAAACCGUGCUAUAAUGAGGAAUGAACUUUUCAAAUUUCUGGAUGGCAAGCUUCUGGAUAUCAAUAAAGAAUUUCAACCAUACCUUGGGCAAGGAGGACGUAUUUUGGAAAUACGAACACCAGAUGUGGUGGCCAAUGUCAAAAAGCAGGCACAAGCUGUGGGCUACACCGAAGGAGCUUUGUUGGCCCUGGCUGUCAUCAUUAUCCUUUGCUGCAUGCCUGCUAUUUUAAUAGUUAUGGUCAGCUACAGACAGAGACAAGCUGAAUGUGCAAAGACAGCGCGCAUCCAGAUGGCCUUACCAGCUGGCAAAUCAGCAAGCAUCCCUGCCAAUAAUCUCUACGAAGAACUGGGUGACAGCACCAUUCUUUUUCUUCUCUACCGUUUUCAACAAAGCAGGAGAACAAAUAUAUUAUUAGAUGGAGGAGACCGUCAGAGAAUUAUUAGCAACUUUGCUUCUCGUGCAAUUGAGGCCCACAAGCGGUCUAAUAUCAAAGGAACAUUGAAAAAUAAUUUCCCCAAAUCUGCAAGCAAUGUUACAUUAUUAUCUGAUGAGACUCCCUUAACUAUCCGAAACCCUCUGUACGCUGAGAGUGCACUGCAUAGUUCCACUUCUGAGUUGUUACGCGAAAGCAAAUAUGCGGUGCCCCAUUUCUUUCGUACAAAGUCAGCUUUGAAAAACGUUCUGCUGAGCGGCACUUUGAAAGACAUUGAGCGGGCGUGGACUUUACCAAGCCAGCUUACCAAGAAAAAUAUUUUGCUCAUUAUGGACCCAAUUCAGUGGGACCAGGAGAAAAACAGAGUAAAGAAUGAAAGGGUUAGAAUCCAUCAAAGGAGAUCUGACAGUCUAGUCUUGAAGACCAGCAAUGUCACAAGGACAUCAGUUAGAGAGAAAGCGAGGCAGUUUGAGCAACAGGCUCUGCAAGAAAUGCAACAAAUGAAAUGCCAAGACAAGAAGGGUGGGCUUUCCCUCGCAAGUAGCACCUGUGCUCAAGAGGAAGAGAGAACAGUAGAACCAACUUCUGAGUGUCUUCUUCCCUCUUCAGGGUCUCCUGCACUUCCUUUUUCUUCUUUCCAAGCACGUUCUGAGGCGACUGAACUCAGAACCUCAACAGCACCAUCCAUUGCCAUCACUGACCAUGACAAUCCUGAACAGUUAUCCCUUCUACCAAGCUGUACAUCAACGCCUUCCCCUUUUAAGAUCAAAAUGUCUGACGAUGAAACCAAAAGCAUUCAAGACCUACCAGAACCUCCACUCCCACUUCCACCUCCUUCUCCAUCCCCUCCGCUGCUGCCUCCUCCCUCAUUAUCACUCCCCUUCCCUCCCUUUCCAAGGCUUUCCUCACCCAUUCAAAGCGCCCAACUUUUACAUGUUACAAAAUGUACCAAGUCGAGCUCCAAGCAAGCCACGGUGUCGUCGCAGGCUCGCGGGUCAGAGCCUUGCGAUUCUUCCGGCAAGCAACUGAAGGGGAUUCUUAAAAAUAUCCAUAACUUAGCAGACAUUGAAAAAUCAGUGGCCAAUAUGUACGGUCAGAUAAAUAAAAAUUACAUUCUGCCUAAAGACAUAGACAAGCCAAAGCCAAUAACAGAUACUGAAAUUGUAGCUGAAAUCGAGGAGUAUAACCAACAGAAUGGUAAUUUAAGCAGUUUAGCGGAGGAACAUGAAAAGCAAUUCUCACCUCAGGCAACUUCACCAUGAGAGUCCUGAGUGGUUUUAUGCAUGAUGUAUGUCGAGUGUAUCAUCCAACCCAUACAUCAUACACCCGAUCAGAAUAAUUUCUUUUUCUCUCUCCUUUCACUUCACAGUCUGCUAAUCUCUAAUGCUACUAUUCUUGAGCUGAUCCACGAUCUCAUCUUGGAAUGGUUAAUUAAUUGUUCAUUUCUUAGUUUGCCCAGGUCUAUGUCAAAGGGGAAAACGCGACAUUACAAUUCUAAGAGCCAUGAGUGCAUUUUAGCACAGUUAGGAUAGCUAAAUAGCAAAGGGGAUAUUUUAUUUGGUCAAAACCAGUGGUGAAAUCCAUUUUCUUUUUACUACCGGUUCUGUGGGCGUGGCUUGGUGGGCGUGGCAGGGGAAGGAUACUGCAAAAUCUCUAUUCCCAUCCCACUCUGGGGCCAGCCAGAGGUGGUAUUUGCCGGUUCUCCAAACUGCUCAAAAUUUCCGCUACCAGUUCUCCAGAAUCUGCUGGAUUUCACCCCUGGUUAAAACGGAUUGUCUCUGGAGAACAACUAUCCAUGAAUAAAGGAGAAUAUUUGUAGCUCAGGGUUGAAAGGAGGGAUCCUAGUUGCUCUCUGAGCCUGGUUGUUUUCUUGGCAGAUGUUUCAUUCUGCAAACGAAGUAACAUCAUUAAUGCUACUAGCACUGACAAUGUUACCUAGUUUGAGUAAUGAAACGUCUCCAAGAAAACAGCCAAGUUCAGAGAGCAACUCUUAUGGUCUGUAGGAAGGGAAUAUAUGGUUAAGUUCUCUAGUUAACCUUAACUUUUCACUGAAAAGCAUGGUUGGAUGUCAUCAGAAAACAAACGAUAACCACAACAAAUGGAUUUGGCAAAAAGAAAAAAAAAUGCAAUUAUUGCAAUAAUAUAAUCAUUUUUUCCCCUGUAAACUGGAGUGCUUUGUGCCAUGGCAACAGGUUUGUAGUUUUGAUGAUUUUUCUAUUUAUAAUUCUCCCUGUUAUCCCAGCAUGCCUUUUAUUACUUCUUUAUAUACUGAUACUGCAUAUUCUAAGUCUUAACUUUUGUAAUAUAUUUUCUGUAAAAAUCCUUUUUUUUUAAAAAAAAAAAAAAUGCUAUUAAAAAUACUUUUCUCUCUACUGCA